Dendrobium catenatum is the source of this 758-nucleotide messenger RNA. RefSeq names its product cyanate hydratase. Gene Ontology annotation, molecular function: cyanate hydratase activity; DNA binding. The transcript is spliced from 4 exons. Bases 48 to 560 code for a protein of 170 amino acids. The record is from RefSeq and is a predicted model, not a curated record. Lineage: Eukaryota; Viridiplantae; Streptophyta; Magnoliopsida; Asparagales; Orchidaceae.
UUCAAAAGCAACUCUUAUCAAACUCGGCACCGACGAGUGUUGGCGGCAUGGAAACUAUGGAGGAAGCCGUCGGAUCCACGGCGCCGAGUGCAGUGGUGGCGGCGCUGGCUUCAGCAAAGCAGAUGUCGGGGAAAACCUUCAGGCAGAUCGCGGCAGAAACAGGUCUGACUAACGUCUACGUGGCCCAGCUCUUCCGGCGACAAGCCCAGCUCAAGCGCGAAACUGUUGCUUCCCUCCGUUCCGCCGUCCCCACCCUCACUGGUAAACUUAUAUCGGAGAUGAUGGUUCCGCCCUUCCGAUCAUACCGCCCCAACAUCAUCCAAGAACCCGCUAUCUAUAGGCUACAUGAAGCUAUUAUGCACUUUGGAGAGAGCAUCAAAGAAGUCAUCAAUGAAGAUUUUGGUGAUGGCAUAAUGUCUGCUAUAGAUUUCUAUUGCUCUGUUGAUAAGGUUAAAGGAGUUGAUGGUAAGGAUCGUGUGGUGAUCACCUUUGAUGGGAAGUAUCUUCCUUAUAGUGAGCAGAAAUCUGAACAUAUGGUUUCAAGGCAGAAGCAGCAGUGAACACUGAAACAGUAUGAGAAGUUUAAAUUAUUCUCAUAUUAUUACCCUAAUAGCUGCAAUUGUAUUAUAAAUAAUGGGUGUUGCCAAUUUACUCUAUGGGUAAAGCUUUGGUUUGCAACUAGAAUCUUAUGGGUUCGAGACUUAAUGUGUUUGGACUUGUGCAUGAUUUUACGAUUAAAUUUGCUUAGGUUUUAUUUG